Molecule: messenger RNA, 2782 nt
Organism: Electrophorus electricus (electric eel)
Lineage: Eukaryota; Metazoa; Chordata; Actinopteri; Gymnotiformes; Gymnotidae
Source: RefSeq, a predicted model, not a curated record
CCUUUCCCAGUAUGCCCAUGAGAGAGAAUCUUUAUGACUUGUCUGAGUGGUUGUAUACUCACCAAGAAGCAGAUUACGAGGUAGAGGGACUUGACAAAAGGGUGGCCAUGACACCAUGGUGCCGACUGCACAUCAAACAUUUAAUGCACAGAUUAACUGAAAUAAUAAGACAUAAUCCACUGAACACACCACAUUCAUUUUAUAACUUCAGAAUCUUAGAUAGCAUUGCAAUGAACCAAGAAUCCCUCAUAUCUGCGUGAGAAACGAACGCACCAAGUAUGUAAAUAACAACGCAAAAGCAGAAGGAAAGGGCACCAUGGUUGUGGUGGGGUCAUUCCAGGUAGCCAUAACUUCCCCUUUCAGUGAACUUUGCGGAACUCUGGGAAACACAGUCAUGUUCUGGCUGUACCAUCUGGGGAUGGUGCCCACAUCCUCACCACCGGCAUUCCAGCAAGACCAGGGCCUGUUGGUGUGGCACGGCAGCCGGAAUUACCCUCGCCCCUGCACUGCCCACGGCAUGCCCACUGCCUACCACGGUCUCGCCCUACCUAUGGGACCAGUGUGCAACUUCGUUUGGGGCUUCCCUGAGGCCACGCGUUUUUCCCCGGGCCCGGCCAGCUGGAUGAAAGGAAGAGAGAGUGGACAUGUCUUCAGUCACGUUCAGAUGCACAGUGUGGAUUCCAGAAUGCACAGAUGGGUAUCACUGGGAUCCUCAGACCCAACACUGCAAAGACAUAAAUGAAUGUGAAACCAUCACAGAGGCAUGUAAGGGGGAGAUGAAGUGCUUUAACCAUUACGGUGGCUACCUGUGCCUCCCCCGCUCUGCUUCUGUGAUCCCUGCUCCCGAACCCCCCAACCAAAUCCGCCCUGGCCUGGACGACACAGCCCGUGAGCCCUACAACCCCUGCCCCAGUGGCUAUGAGCCGCAGGGCGACAGCUGUAUGGAUGUGGAUGAGUGUGCACGGGAUGAACAUGACUGCCAGCCCAGCCAGGAGUGCUUCAACACAGAGGGCUCAUUCACCUGCCAGUGCCCCGGGGGAUACCGCAAAGUGGGAACAGAGUGCAUCGACAUUGACGAAUGCCGGUACCGCUACUGUCAGCACCGCUGCGUUAACGUCCCCGGGUCUUUUUCCUGCCAGUGCGAGCCAGGCUUCCAGCUGGCUGGCAACAAUCGCUCCUGCAUCGAUGUGGACGAGUGUGACAUGGGCGCCCCCUGCAGUCAGAGGUGUUAUAACACCUACGGAACCUUCCUUUGCCGCUGUGAGCAGGGUUAUGAACUGGGGUCAGAUGGAUUCGCCUGUAAAGACAUCGAUGAAUGUAGCUACUCCAGUUACCUGUGCCAGUACCAGUGUGUGAAUGAGCCUGGCAAGUUCUCCUGCAUCUGCCCAGAGGGCUAUCAGCUGCUGGGCACUCGACUCUGUCAAGAUAUAAAUGAGUGUGAGACAGGCACGCACAAGUGUGCCGAUGGCCAGACCUGUGUGAACAUCCACGGCGGUCACCAGUGUGUUGACGCAAACCGCUGUCAGGAGCCCUACGUCCAAGUAUCGGACAACCGCUGUGUGUGUCCAGUCGCGAAGGCUGGCUGCCAAGACCUGCCUUUCUCCAUCGUGCACCGCUACAUGAGCAUCACGUCGGAACGCUCCGUCCCCUCGGACAUCUUCCAGAUCCAGGCGACCAGCGUCUAUCCCGGAGCCUACAACACCUUCCGCAUUCGCUCGGGAGAUGACAAUGGAGACUUCUACAUCAGGCAAAUCAACAACAUCAGUGCCAUGUUGGUGCUAGCCCGUGCGGUGAAUGGACCCAAAGAGUAUGUUCUGGACUUGGAGAUGGUAUCGGUCAACCCACUGAUGAGCUACCAGACCAGUUCUGCUCUUCGCUUAACAGUCAACGUAGGGCCCUAUGCUUUCUAAAAGGGAGCUUAGAAAUGCGGGGGCGGGGUAUGUGGAGUGGCUAAUGAAAGGGAGAGUGGUGAAGAUAAGGAAGAGAGGGGAGACUAACAUGUCAAGCGAGGAUGAGAGCACUUGAGCUGGAGAUACUUGCAUAAACGUGUGAUCUUCACCCCAAGUUUAUGAGAGCAAUGCUGUAUAUCACCCGAAACUGAACAAACUACACAACUACUAUGUUGCUUAAUGAUGGCCUUGAAGACAGGCACUAAGACUUACAGAUACAGUUGUACUACACUCAGUCUUACUUGUGUUGUGUAUGAAAUAGCAAAGGCAGCAGCUGCACUAUGAUUUCAAAAUCUGCUGUAUGGCCUAGACCUUAUUUUGCUUUCAUCUGGCUUUUCCAGUGUCUCUCAUGUCAUCCAGAGUAUUUUUAUUUUUUUUAGGAUGUGUACUUUCUGUUGUUGCAUUUGCGUUUAAAUACACACGGUAAUCCACAGCCCUUGCUGAUGGUCCAGCAUAAUCACAUACACCCCCCCCCCCCACCCAAGAUUUUUGUAGCAGCAACUACCAAUGUUAAAGCACAAAUGCUGUUUGCGACUCUGCAUACCAUCAUGAUCAUGAUCACCCUGCCUUACGGCUAGUGUGAACUCUGAAUCACAGCCAUUAUGCAAUAACCACUCAGUACUACACCUAUACAUCUCUACCCCCUCUGCCCUCCAAAACCAUCACUAAUACUCAUAUUCAGCUUCUUCUUCUUCUUGUGUUGUGUGUGUGUGUGUGUGUGUGUGUGUGUGUGUGUGUGUGUGUGUGUGUGAUUAAUUUUUCAUACCAUGCUGUCAAUGUUGUAUUUUUCUGUCCUGCAAUUAUUACUGUAAUAAAUAUGAUAAUAUCACGUA